UAGUGUACAAGACAUUCUAAAGAAAAAACCCAUUGAGAUCCAAGAUCAAGAAGAUUGGGAAUGGCUUGUCAAAAAUCAUUUUCAAGCUUCAUCCUUCAAGGAAAAAAGUGAAAGAAAUUCGAAAAAUAGAAAGCAGCCACGCAUGCCCCAUAGGACCGGAAGCAAACCAAUGCGAGAGAUUGCAUACCAAAUGGGAGGCAAAAAUGGUCAUGAACCCAAUUUAGCAGAAAUGUGGUUUUCAACUAGGAAGAAAGGUGAGAAGUUGGUGGAGCCGAAAGAACAAGAAACAUAUGAUCAACUAGUUCAAACCAUCCAAUCGAAUCCUGAAAUGUCAAAUCUUGAAAUUAUUGAGACUUGUUUUGGCCCCCAAGUCAAGAAUCAUGUUCUUUUGUAUGGUGGCGGGGUGAGACCUAAAGAAUUAAAACUUGCAUCUUCAAGCAAGAAUGAACUGGAAGAAGAGAACAAGAUGCUUAAAGACCGGGUGAAAGCUCUAGAAGAUGCAUUUAAAGAAUUUAUGCAAUUUAGGAGUCAAGAUCAACCUUCUACAUCUCAAUCUAUUGAGGUCAGUGAGGCAACAAGACUCUAA
Diospyros lotus (date-plum) is the source of this 586-nucleotide messenger RNA. RefSeq lists its product as uncharacterized. Bases 143 to 586 code for a protein of 147 amino acids. NCBI's taxonomy places the organism in Eukaryota, Viridiplantae, Streptophyta, Magnoliopsida, Ericales, Ebenaceae. The transcript has 5 exons. The record is from RefSeq and is a predicted model, not a curated record.